Messenger RNA from Eupeodes corollae, 1480 nucleotides. Its product is annotated as tektin-1. The transcript has 3 exons. The record is from RefSeq and is a predicted model, not a curated record. NCBI's taxonomy places the organism in Eukaryota, Metazoa, Arthropoda, Insecta, Diptera, Syrphidae. Gene Ontology annotation, cellular component: microtubule cytoskeleton; nucleus. Bases 167 to 1432 code for a protein of 421 amino acids. Gene Ontology annotation, biological process: cilium assembly; cilium movement involved in cell motility.
AGUUUCCUGUUACCGAACUGAAACGUCCUAGUAACCGCAAGAAAUAAAAACAGGAAGGAACACUAGGCAACGAUUUCAAACAAUCGAUAAAUAAAAUAGAAAAAUAUUUGACAUCGACUCAACGCGAAAUCUUGUCAUUUAUUCGGAAUCAAGAAGCUCCUAAGAAAUGUUCCACCAAUCUAAAUCGCACAGAGUUGGAGCAAUAAAUAUUGUUGGCCAAAAUGUUGGCUUUGCUUCAAGGAUGCCUCCUAAGUUCACGGAUGAAGAUUGGGAUUUUAAUAAUAAGAUUAAAUUUCGUACCAUCGAUGACCAUCAAAAGCUUGCCGAAAGGAUUGUCGCAGAAUCAAAACGAGUUGUGGAUGAAACGAAGGAUACCACCGAAAAUUGGCAACGUGAAGUGGAACAUCACAUGAAGGAGAGAACAAGUGAAAUUCGAUUUUUGGUCGGUGAAUUAAAUAAGCAGAAAAAAACUGCAUUACAGGAGGACGAAGCCUUAAGUGUAUAUAGCCAGAGGAUCUUGAAUGCCUUAGACUUUUUGAAACAUAAAUCAUUAGAAGUUUGUAAUAAAUGUUUCAUAUUCCGGGAAGGACGUAUCGGAGUGGACCUAGUGGAUGAUGAAGUCGAUCGUCAAUUAAGACAAGAGCUUAAGGUGACCAAGGGAUGCCUGGCCUUGUUGGAAAAGACUCUUAAGGAAUCCAACGAACAAUUACGCAAACUUCGUGCUACAAUGUAUUUAUUGGACGAGGACCUUGGCCAUAAGGACAAAUCACUGCUUAUCGAUGAGGCAAAUUUAACUUUGAAACAAACUCAGCAAAAGGUUAGAAAUCAAAGGGAUUUGGCAAUACCAAAUUGCGUUUACUCUCUCGCCGAAUGGGAGCACAAGACUUAUCAAAAUGUUCAAGAUAAUGCUAAAGAACUAAACUCAGCCACUCAAUUACGAGCUUAUGUUGAUAUUCUUUUGAAACAAGUCGUUGAAGAUAUGCAAAAUCAAACAGAUAGAACCAACGAAGCUUUUGACAUGAGAAUCAAUGAAAUGCGUCAUGUGAAGAAAAUGCUGGAACAAAAACAUAGUGAUGUUGUGAAUCAUAUAAGCGAUGUAAAUCGAAAUCUAGUUCAAUUGGAAACAGAGCUAGCUGAUCGGGAAGAAUCAUUGCACUUGUGCUUGGUGAGGUUGAGCAAUCGUUCACAGAGACCAGGGUUGGAGUUGACAUGCGAUGCUGUUCAGAAUGCAUUGAACAGUGAAAUGAGAGUUUUGAAGGAAAAUAUUUCGAGACUCAAGAAAAAAGUUGCAGAAAAUAAGGCAUCACUACGCUAUUUGCUUCAUGUUCAAAUAAUGCAGGAGGAAGAGAUCAAUAUUAAGGCUAACAGCCUAAAAAUUGAUGAUGUCGAUUGUAUGACUAUACGACGGAUCCUUAGUUAUAGACCAUUUUAAUUAUAUUUGUGAAAUAAAUUUCCUGUUGAGACGUUGUCCAGCAAUAUA